This is a messenger RNA of Penicillium nucicola, 1410 nucleotides long. Its product is annotated as putative exopolyphosphatase. Gene Ontology annotation, molecular function: exopolyphosphatase activity. Lineage: Eukaryota; Fungi; Ascomycota; Eurotiomycetes; Eurotiales; Aspergillaceae. The record is from RefSeq and is a predicted model, not a curated record. Gene Ontology annotation, cellular component: cytoplasm. The transcript has a single exon. Bases 1 to 1410 code for a protein of 469 amino acids.
AUGUCUCUCCUCUUCUUCCUUCGACAGGCUCGCCAGCUGCACCGCCAGUUCCUUUCGGGGGCUGUAUCCGAGUCUCCAAUCUAUGUCAUCGGCAAUCCUUCUGCUGAUCUGGACUCGAUUGUUUCAGCGAUUGUUUAUUCUUUCUGCGCGAACAACCGCCUCCCCCUCAAAGCCCCGCGGCCGCACAUUCCACUUCUCAAUCUUCCCAAUGUGCCUGCAGGACCAGAACUGUACCGGCUACGACCGGAAUUUGCUACUGCAUUAUGGCUUUCGACUAAUUUCCCCGUAUUGAAGACCGAGGAGCAGUUUGAGAAUACCCAGGACUCGGCGGGAAAUCUUCUUCGCGAACAUGUCGUGACAGUUGCAGACUUCGCCCAGGAUAUGAAAGAGCAGAACAUCCUUGAGCAGCUCCUCGCUGAUGUAACCCUGGUUGAUUGGAACGCCUUGCCUGUUCCUUCCAACACAGACAAGGGAUAUGGCUCACUCUCCGGUUUGCCAGGUGUCACCUUCCGAACUGUGGGAUGCAUCGACCACCACGUCGAUGAGAAAUUCAUGCCAGGCGCUGAGUCUCUACCGGAGAACCAGCCUCUGAUCAUCCAACCCGGUCCUGGUUCCUGUGCCUCCCUUAUUACGAGAGAAUUACAGAGCCGGACGCUUAUGGGUGGCGAGCAAGCCUUCUUAGAAGAAAUGGCACAAGUAGCAAAGCUCGCUCUCUCGGCGGUAUUGAUCGAUACAUCGAAUCUAACUGCCGAGGGUAAGGUCACUGAUGUUGACUGCAAGGCAGUCAAGACCCUGCACUCACAGAUCAGGGGAGGAUUGGAAGCAUCCGAAGCUUCUGGGGAUAAAUGGGAUCUAGAAUCUUUCUACAAUGAUGUUCUGAAUGCUAAACAGAACAGUCUUGAUCUCUUGAAUCUGAAUGAAGUUCUUGAUCGUGAUUAUAAGGACUGGAGUGAGACGUCCCAGUCUUCUGGCGAAAAUGUGAAGAUGGGCUUCUGCUCUUCCGUUAAGCCUAUUCGGUGGAUUGUGCAGAAAUCGGGGACACCGGAGAAAUUCCUGGAUGCUAUACACGCUUUUGCUUCAACACAGAAAGAGCUAGAUGUUGUUGUCGUUAUGACGGCAUUUACUGCUGCUGAUGGCUCGUUUUGUCGCGAGCUGUUUGUCUGCGUGAUUCGUGAGAAUCAGUGUGCACUUGAUGGCGUCAAGGCUUUUGUGGAGCAGACAACCUCUCAGCUCGAGCUUGUGGAUUGGUCGCCGUUAGAUAACGAGCAUAUCUCCGGGCAGGAGGAUAUAGGUUCUGCUCUCAAUGGAUCAGAUACACCCUUUUGGAGAAGGUUGUGGAUUCAGAAGAAUGCCGCUGGCAGUAGAAAGCAGGUUGCGCCACUGCUACGGACUGCAGUAUCUAAGUUAUAA